This is a messenger RNA of Drosophila subobscura, 498 nucleotides long. RefSeq lists its product as uncharacterized. The record is from RefSeq and is a predicted model, not a curated record. The transcript has 2 exons. The coding region runs from base 127 to 318 and encodes 63 amino acids. NCBI's taxonomy places the organism in Eukaryota, Metazoa, Arthropoda, Insecta, Diptera, Drosophilidae.
GGUCUCUCUCGGCCACCGUUUUCUUUGGUUGGGGUGCUAUAAAAGCCACUGGCCACAGAAGCUACCAGUUGCAGUCAGUUUUUGGAUUAACCAGCACCACAUCUACCCAAGACACAAGCAAUAAUCAUGAAGUACCUCGCCUUGACCCUUUUUGUGUGCCUGGUGGCCCUUGCUCUGGUGCACGCAGUGCCCGUGGAUGAGUCCCUCAUCGGGGAUAAUAUCUAUCAGCCGGCCUUUGACGAUGUGCAGCGUCCCCAGGACCCGCAGGCCAUCUUCAAGCUGAAGAAGCUGCUCAAGCUGAAGAAACUGUUGGGCUAGGCACGAUGUGGCCAGUGCCAUCAGUUCAGCUUUCAUUCUAGUCCAUAAAACAAAACCUCCAACCGCAUUCAAUCCACAAUUAUGCUGCUGCACUUAACAACGUUUAAUCCGUUUUACCUAUAGAUAAUGCCAUAAUAUCCAUACAACACACCACAGCCCACAAGUAGAGUUAUGCGUAAU